AUGUCUAGCUUUGUGGGUGUUGUUGUCAAUGAUACAGAGCUGCAAAGCCAAUUCACCCAAGUUGAGCUUCGUACCCUCAAAUCAAAAUUUCUUUCAACGAAGACUCAGAAUGGCCGCGUCACGCUUAGUGAUUUGCCGGGUAUUUUUGCAAAACUGAGGGCUUUCAGUUCAAUGUUCUCAGAAGAUCAGAUUAGGAUCAUCUUGGAGGAGUCAGGUAAAGACAAUGGUGAAGAUCUUGAGUUCGAAACAUUUCUGCAGGCACAUUUGCAUUUGCAAUCCCGUGCAUCAGCAAAAUCUGGUGGUUACAAAAGAGUUUCUUCAUUUCUCAAGGCAACUACUACAACUGUUCACCACUCGAUCAAUGAAAAUGAAAAGGCUUCUUAUGUUGCCCACAUUAACAGCUACCUGGCAGAAGAUUCGUUCUUGAAGAAGUAUCUUCCUAUAGAUCCAGCUACAAAUGCUUUAUUUGAUCUUGCAAAAGGUGGAGUUCUACUAUGUAAGCUCAUCAAUGUAGCGGUUCCUGGGACGAUAGAUGAGCGUGCUAUCAACACAAAAGCAGUCCUUAAUCCAUGGGAGAGAAAUGAAAAUCAUACGCUUUGUCUAAAUUCAGCAAAAGCUAUUGGCUGCACUGUUGUUAACAUUGGCACACAGGAUUUGGCUGAAGGAAGGCCUCAUCUCCUGCUCGGCUUGAUUUCUCAAAUAAUCAAGAUUCAACUGUUAGCUGAUCUUAAUCUGAAGAAAACUCCACAGCUUGUUGAAUUGGUGGAUGACAGCCAGGAGGUGGAGGAGCUCUUGGGUCUACCACCAGAGAAGGUUCUACUAAAAUGGAUGAAUUUCCAUCUGAAGAAAGCUGGAUAUGAAAAACAAGUGACAAACUUCUCUUCAGAUAUUAAGGACGGAGCAGCUUAUGCUUACUUGAUUAAUGCGAUUGCUCCUGAGGUCUCAGGCCCCGCAGCCUUGAGUACAAAAGAUCCAUAUGAAAGAGCAAAAAUGGUUCUUGACCAAGCUGAGAAAUUGGAUUGCAAAAGAUAUCUCACUGCUAAAGACAUUGUUGAUGGCUCACCAAAUCUUAAUCUUGCGUUUGUUGCACAAAUUUUCCAGCACAGGAAUGGAUUGACUGCAGAUAGUAAAAAAAUGUCUUUCGCUGAGAUGAUGACAGAUGAUGCACAAACUUCUCGGGAAGAGAGAUGCUUCCGACUGUGGAUCAACAGCCUUGGAACUGCAACCUAUGUUAAUAAUCUUUUUGAAGAUGUUAGAAAUGGAUGGGUUCUUCUGGAAUUGCUUGACAAAAUUUCUCCUGGAUCAGUCAGCUGGAAAAAAGCAUCAAAGCCUCCAAUAAAAAUGCCAUUCAGAAAGGUUGAGAAUUGUAACCAAGUUAUAGAGAUUGGCAAGGAAUUAAACUUCUCACUUGUGAAUGUAGCUGGCAAUGAUAUUGUGCAAGGAAAUAAGAAGCUCAUACUGGCUUAUUUGUGGCAGUUGAUGAGGUUUAGUAUGCUUCAACUGUUGAGAAACUUGAGAUCACAUUCCGGUGGUAAAGCUGGUAAAGAGAUAACUGAUGCUGAAAUUCUAGACUGGGCAAACAAAAAAGUGAAGAAGGCGGGUAGAACCUCCCAAAUGGAGAGUUUCAAGGAUAAAAACCUCUCAAGUGGAAUUUUUUUCCUCGAGCUUCUUAGUGCUGUGGAGCCGAGGGUGGUCAAUUGGACUCUUGCCACAAAGGGAGAAACUGAGGAAGACAAGAAGCUGAAUGCAACAUAUAUAAUUAGUGUCGCCCGAAAGCUUGGUUGCUCCAUUUUCUUGUUACCUGAGGACAUUAUAGAGGUAAAUCAGAAGAUGAUUCUUAUUUUGACAGCAAGCAUCAUGUACUGGAGUAUGCAGCAAGCAGAAGGAGAAUCAGAGUCGGGCGCUGAAAGUCCAGAGGGUUCCCCUACUAAAGCUUCUGAUGCUGGUGAAAGCGAAGCAGGUUUGGCUAGUGAAGUCUCCAACUUGUCCAUCAAUGACGAUACUAGCACUUCCGAGCAGACAGAAAAUUAA
Molecule: messenger RNA, 2031 nt
Organism: Argentina anserina (silverweed cinquefoil)
Lineage: Eukaryota; Viridiplantae; Streptophyta; Magnoliopsida; Rosales; Rosaceae
Product: fimbrin-5-like
Exons: 14
Coding region: 1-2031 (676 amino acids)
Biological process (GO): actin filament network formation; actin filament bundle assembly
Cellular component (GO): cytoplasm; actin filament bundle; actin filament
Molecular function (GO): actin filament binding
Source: RefSeq, a predicted model, not a curated record